AUGCAUGGGCGAGAGAGCAGCUGCAGCUGUGACGAGCCUGCGGAGCUGCAGCAGGUGGAAGGCGGAGCAGCAGCAGCAGCAGCAAAGAAGAAUGGUGGUGGUGGAUAUGGCAUGGACAGAGCCGACAUGGUGGGUGGAGGAGGCGGAGGGAGUGGAGGCGGGGGAGGAGAGACAGGAAGAGAUGGUGCGACUUCACUUGGUGGUGGUGGGGAGGCAGACGAUCAGAGGGUGUUGGCUCAGCCGCCACUCCAUAUUCUGCAGUCCGUGCGACCCGAACCCCUCAACGGCUACAUCGAGCAGGGCCAAGAGGGGUCGGCUGGCGGUAUGGCGCCUGUGAUCCACGGCAUGCUGCUGGCGCAUCCAACGGCUGAGACGCCUCAGGAGCUGGAGUGGGACGAUCUGAUUGGUCGGAUCGAGGCGGAGAUUGAGAAGCCCCAGGCGAGCUCGUGUGUGGAUGGCGAGUCAUCUUCAAUCGCGAGGCAGGACAGCCAGAUAGUGACCAGUAGCGAGGGAGCCGUCCCUCCCAAUGAUGCUGGCGCUCUCAAACGCGGCAGGCAAGGGCGCGGCGAAGCGGGUGGUGCAGAGGAAGCGACAAGCCAACAGGAGUCACCCUGUGACAAGAUUCUAGGCAUCUCAAGCCAACUCAGCCUCCCUUCUGGCUUCUCUGUGCUUCUGUCUCUCGCCGCGGCCUCCUCCGUGCCAAGCAAUGCAGAGGCAGGCAAGGGCAAGGCGAGGCGGGUGGUGCAGAGGAAGCGGCCGGCCAACAGCACGUCCAAGUUCCGAGGGGUGACGCAUCACUGCCGCACGGGGCGAUGGGAGGCGCACAUCUGGAAGCGGCCGGCCAACAGCACGUCCAAGUUCCGAGGGGUGACACACUACUGCCGCACCGGGCGGUGGGAGGCUCACGUCUGCAGUGAUGCAGAGACAAGAGCACGUUCAGAGGGGUGCCUCACCACUGCCGCACCGGGCGCUGGGAGGCCCACAUCUGCAGUACUGCAGAGGGAGCGGCCGGCCAACAGCACGUCCAAGUUCAGAGGGGUGACACACCACUGCCGCACUGGGCGCUGGGAGGCUCCUCACAUCUGGGAGGAGGGGCGGCAGGUGUAUCUGGGAGGAUUUGAUUCUGAAAAACAGGCAGCGCUGAUGUAUGACAUAGCAGCACUCAAGAUGAGAUUCGGUUCUGAGAAGCAGGCAGCACUGAUGUAUGACAUAGCUGCACUCAAGAUGAGGGGCGAGGACGCACAGACGAACCUACCGCCUGAGGAGUAUACCAAAUACACCAAGGAGAUAGGGAUUGACUCAUCUUCCUCUUCGUCCAUCCUUCCCCUAUCCCAUCACCCCUCUUACCGAACCCCACCAGAGGCCGUUCCCAAAGAGGAGCUGAUUCUGCUGCUGCGGCGGCACAGCAAGGGCUUUGCUCGAGGGACGUCCAAGUACCGAGGGGUGACCAAACACCAGAAGGGUCGGUGGGAGGCGAGGAUAGGGCAUGUGGAGGGCAAGCGAUACGACUACCUGGGGCUUUUUGACACACAAGAGCAGGCCGCUAUGGCGUAUGACAGGGCUGCUGUGAGGUUUGCUGGAGGUUUGAGGGAGGGCAAGCGAUAUGACUACCUGGGGUUGUUUGACACGCAGGAGCAAGCUGCUAUGGCGUAUGACAGGGCUGCUGUGAGGCAGAGGGGCCAGCAGGCAGUUACCAACUUUGAUCUGGCCAUGUAUGCAGAUGACAUUCGCGAGUUCAACCUCAUGGCGCAGCGCCUGCAGCAGCAGAGGGCGAUGCAAGCUCACUCCACCGUUCUGCACCACACUACCAGCGCUUUUGAGCCGAGGGUUUUCGACGCACCGCAACACACUACGAGCGCCUUUGAGCCGAGGAUCUUCGACGCGCCGCAACACGCAAGCAGUGGCAUUGAGCCGAGGAGCAGCGGGGUGGAGCAGCACAGGAGGAUGACUCCUUUCUCAGGCAGUAUCCCCAGAUUCCGCAGUUCCACCACCUCCCCUGGUCAGGUGUCUUGUCAGGUGACUGGUCAGGUGAUUUCAACAGAGCAAGCAGUGCUCUCGUAUCUGGUAGCACCGCGCCUUUGCUGUCCCACCGGUCUCUUUUGUCAGGUAGUGUCCUUCUGUCUCCCAGUAACCUUACUGCUGCCACCAACACGCCAGUACCUGCCGCUUCCAAUGCUUUUCACGGCAUCAGCAGCAGUGGAAGCGGAAGUUUCCUGGCAGCUGCUGAUGUCAGCUGCUCGUCCUGGUGGAAUGGGAAUGGACAGAAAGGGGAGUGAAGGAAUGGCUGGAGUUGACCUCUCAGGGUUCACAGGCCGUGGUGGCUUCGCUUCUGCUGGACUUUCAACGUUCACACCACCUGUUUCCAGCCUCACAGCACCUGCAGGGCUGAUAGCACCUGGUGGUAUGGCAGGAGAAGUUGGAGGGAUGGCAGUAGGUGCUCUGCGUGGGCUGUCAUGUCCCUCACAGUCUGCGUCCCCUGAUGCACCUGCUGCUGUGGCGUUGGCACAUGGGGAGGGCAAGGACUGGUGGAUGGGGCAUAACAACAGCAACGGCAGAUCUGCAGCUUCCCCUUUAGGUUCAUCUCCGUUAGUAGCAUCUCCUUUACAAGGAUCUCCGCUAGGAUCCCCGACUACUGCAGUGCAGGCUGAUGUUUCUGCUUCCGAUGCUGCGGCUUCUGCUGUGGCUGAGUCACAGAGCCAAGCUGUGAAUGACUGUGAGGGCAAUGGGAAGCACCAUGCUGAUUCCCAUGCUGCAGACGGGCGUGCUACAAACGGAUGUGCUACAAACGGAUUUGCGACAAACGGGUGUACCCAUACAGGCAACAGCAAAGGGCAGCAGCAGAGGGUGGACUCACUAGACUCAGCAGAAGUGAAGCACAUUUACGGAGCCAUCACCCCUCUCUUUCAGGGAAACACCGCCGCCCCAUACAGUCACCCGAAUGCCCUCUCGCGCGGCCUUUCUCUCUGCGAUAAGCAGUCGGCGUCAGCUGUUCACCACGCCCUGCUGGACCUCUUUGAUCUGAACAACGACUUAUCGAGGCGAGACCAUGGCUUAUCACGGCCCGAGCACCAAUUAUCGCAGCCGCAGCAGGAGCUAGCAAGGGCAGGGAAGAACCUUUCACAGCCAGAGGAGGGUGCCAGUGGUAUCAUGGAGAAUUGUCAACAAACCGCUCCUCCCCAUUCUCCCCCUCUCAUUCCUCCCUUCCCUCCUACUUCUCCAUCAUCGCGACUUGAGCGAUCCAGUACAGUGAGCCUGGAGCUGCUGCUGCAGGAGAAGGUGUGA
Molecule: messenger RNA, 3282 nt
Organism: Closterium sp. NIES-65
Lineage: Eukaryota; Viridiplantae; Streptophyta; Zygnematophyceae; Desmidiales; Closteriaceae
Source: the annotation of a GenBank genome assembly